This is a messenger RNA of Coccidioides immitis RS, 1516 nucleotides long. RefSeq lists its product as uncharacterized. The coding region runs from base 1 to 1092 and encodes 363 amino acids. The transcript has a single exon. The record is from RefSeq and is a predicted model, not a curated record. Lineage: Eukaryota; Fungi; Ascomycota; Eurotiomycetes; Onygenales; Onygenaceae.
AUGAGUCCCCCCAGGUCGAAUCCCGAACACGCUCCCCCAAGAUCCCACCCUAUCCCAACCAGAAGCGCAUUUGACUUAGAGGGGUAUAUUGAACAAGGUGGUUUGGCCCUCGAAAGCCUGCGAAUAAGUUUCGAAUGUGAAAGAGCAGCUUUUGCAGAGGAGCGUAAGCUGUGGGAAAAGGAGCGCUGUAUCAUGCAGCAAAGAAUCGCGGAGCUUGAAGGGCCAGGUGGCAAAGCCGGCACUGCAGCAGCAACAGGGCCAAAGGUCAACCUUUUCAAAGGACCCCAGGCGGAAGAGCAGCAUCACGUAUGGGAAGGCUCCAGUCCGACAGCUAGACCCUCACGAGUAUUCCCAGGAGAUGUGCCGCAGGCGGAACCCGAAUCAGAAGGGCCCGGGUUAUCCCCGUCAUUAGACGAUGCACUGUCCCCUAGAUCUCGUCCGAUUGACCGAUCUGGCCACGUACCCGUUCCAGUUGAGCUCGUAGACAGCUCAUUGGAUGGUAUAACACUGAAAUCUACAGCACUACCACCCGAUAUCGCUGCCAGAGUCUCCCCGCCGAUCUUGACAAGUUUCGGGUCUCGUGAUCCCGCGCCUUUCCAUAAGCCAGUGGACACAGAGCUCAAACCCGGCUUGCCAUCACAGGAACCACCCUGCUUAGCGUCCCCUCACGGCGGCAUCCCAAGCGACACAUAUCGCACUCCAAUGGUACCUCUCGAUCAAGCAGUGGAAACUAUGUUUCCUUUCCCUAUCGCCGAGUCAAUGCCUAACGAAUCGCCUCAUGCUCCAUUCCCAUCACUCUUUCCAGUCGCGAGCCUCGACACAGCUCACUACCACAAAGAGCUGGAUGACGAUCCCGCUCUCCAAGGCACACUGGGUUUACAGAAUGACAUCGAGCAGGAUUUGGAAUUCCUCGAAGAGCUAGACGAGAAACUCUUAAAGGAAGCUCAAAGAGCUCUAUCUCGACCCUCUCUCUCAUCGGACGAGGAAGAUGGAGAAGAUGAUGGAGAGCCGCCCGAACCGGAGCCAGAAAUAAGGUUCAAGCGCAGUACGAACUUUGGGAGUGCCUUUGGAUCAACGCAACUUGGUUCAUAGCGUUUGCGCAUCUGCUGGAUCAGAUAGCUAUAUAUACGGACCUUUUUUUUUUAUAACAUAUUUCGCCGACGAAUUUGCGGGUAUUGCUUCUGCACCUGGCGGCAAGUUCUUGGUUUUCAGAAGAAACUUGGAUCACGCUCUUGACCUAUAUUUUUGAAACAUAGCUUCAUAUCUAUUUGAGAUCUCCUUUCGUUUUGUUUGCAAUUUUGCCUGAUUCUUGAAGGUCAUUUUAAUUCCCUCUUUAAAAUCUUUCGAGCAUCCAUUUAUGCUGGUGCCAUUCGGUUAGAGAAAAUAUUUUACCUCUGGAAUCCGCAUAAGCUGAAAUGUCUCUGCUCUGGAAAAUCUAAGCGGCACUAGCUUGUACUAUUUCUUGAUUAUGGUUGUCUAUUCAUACCAAUGGGUUUAAAUCCCGUACAAGUGAGAA